Sphaeroforma arctica JP610 is the source of this 2011-nucleotide messenger RNA. Its product is annotated as eukaryotic initiation factor 4A-III. The record is from RefSeq and is a predicted model, not a curated record. The transcript is spliced from 8 exons. The coding region runs from base 151 to 1380 and encodes 409 amino acids. Gene Ontology annotation, molecular function: ATP binding; RNA helicase activity; mRNA binding. Gene Ontology annotation, cellular component: catalytic step 2 spliceosome; nucleolus. Lineage: Eukaryota; Ichthyosporea; Ichthyophonida.
CGUCUGAACCUGCGACGUAAAGCAAAUAUAUUUACAUGUACACCUAUAUGUUUCGAUAAAUAUAUGUUAUAGUUAUCACACAGAGGUCUGUAUAUGCUAUAUACUUCAUAACUACAUAUAACGAAUAUUAGUAUAUAUAAAUAUAUAGCUAUGGCAAAUAGAGAAGAUCGAGGCGAACCACGCCAACGUGGCGAAGGGGGUGAUAAAAACUCAGAUAAGCUCAGGUUCGAGACAUCUAAUGGUGUACAGAUUAUAAGUCACUUUGAUGAUAUGGGAUUCAAAGAUGAUCUAAUUCGUGGUAUAUACGCAUACGGCUUCGAAAAGCCGAGUGCGAUUCAGCAGAGAUGUAUUCUGCCUAUUCUGAGUGGCCGGGAUGUGAUAGCUCAGGCACAGUCUGGUACAGGAAAGACCGCCACAAUCGGAAUGGUGUCGCUGGAGACCAUUGACACAAAGACGCGCGAACCCCAGGUGCUGAUUAUGUCACCUACACGUGAACUGGCACAGCAAAUACAGAAGGUCAUCUUGGCCCUAGGCGACUACAUGCAGGUACAAUGCCACGCCUGUAUCGGUGGUACGUCAAUCGGGGAAGACAUACGUAAACUAGAUUACGGACAACACGUGGUCAGUGGCACACCCGGACGUGUGUUCGACAUGAUCAAAAGACGUAAUUUACGUACUCGUGCUCUUAAGAUGCUGAUUCUGGAUGAGGCCGAUGAGAUGCUGAGUAUGGGCUUCAGCGAGCAGAUCUACGAUGUGUACCGAUACUUGCCCCCAGCUACACAGGUUUGUAUCUUCUCUGCGACCUUACCCCACGACAUCUUAGACAUGACCAACAAGUUUAUGACCGAGCCCAUCCGCAUUCUGGUCAAGCGUGAUGAGUUGACACUCGAGGGCAUUAAACAGUUCUUUGUCGCCGUGGAGAAGGAGGAGUGGAAGUUCGAUACUCUGUGCGAUCUCUACGAUACGUUAACUAUCACACAGGCCGUUAUUUUCUGCAAUACAAAGCGAAAGGUUGAUUGGCUCACCGAGAAAAUGCGCGAGGCUAACUUUACGGUCACAGCGAUGCACGGAGACAUGCCCCAGAAGGAGCGUGACGCAAUUAUGGCCGAAUUCAGGUCCGGCGCGUCUCGCGUGCUGAUUUCGACUGAUGUGUGGGCGCGGGGUAUUGAUGUGCAGCAGGUGUCUCUGGUCAUUAACUACGAUCUACCCAACAACCGUGAACUCUACAUCCAUCGAAUUGGUCGUUCAGGUCGAUUCGGGCGCAAGGGUGUGGCCAUCAACUUUGUCACCAACGAAGAUGUGCACACACUGCGUGAUAUCGAACAGUACUACAGCACACAGAUAGAUGAGAUGCCUAUGAAUGUGGCGGAUCUUAUCUAAGCCGCCAACCCCCCCCCCCCCCCCAUGUCGUACUGGAAUGUGCUCCGAGAUGUCAGGCAGAGCCAAUAGCACGCCCCGCGAGUAUUAUAUAAAUAGAUUUUUGUAGUCGAAGGGUAUCGAAGUAUAGUAUAGAUUGGGAGACGACGACCACGUGUGCGAUAAAAAGGUCAUAUUCCGGGUGGGAUAGUGUGGACAUAUAUCGAGUCGGCAUUAACGGUUAUCUGGGAUCUGUGCUAUUUAUAGAUGGGGUGGAUCUGUGCUAUCUAUAGAUGGGAUGCGUGCUAUUGCGCUAUAUACGAAGAUUAAGCUUGGCAUUGUACAGGUUUUAAAGAUGGCUGCAAUGUGCCAACCAACCUGUACUUACACCCACCUGACAGCAGAAGACAGAGACUUGUCUGUAUAUGUUCAUGUGUAUCUACUCGCAUGCGUAUAACCGUAUAUGCGUAUAUGCACGUGGAUACCUGUACAUUACAUCAUGUGUUCCUACCACCACAUAACCAAAUACACAUACCCAGACACAGACACAGACACACCCUCGGGACACAUUUGCAAGCAUGCACAACAUAUCAUGCGUGUAGCAGUGCUGAGGUACACCUGCCUACUUGAAUCAAUAAAGUAUAUCUAAAACCAA